CAGUCUAGCGGACGGUCCGAACCUGGCCUGGUGUGUGUCGGCGCAGGUGUGUCCUCGGCGAACGAACUCCGGUCGUUGUUGCCAGCCGCGCUCGGUCGUCCGCGUCCACGUCGUCGCGCGGACUCCCUGGAGGUCGUCGUCGUCGCGGUUUCGUGCACGGUUUAUACACCGCCGAGCGGAGGGGAAGCUGGGAGCGUGCACGGGAGUGUCGAGAGGGUCGCGUUGGCGGGGCCGAGCCGGGAUUUAUGGAACCACCCCAUGGAUAGUAACAUGUCAACUGCCGCCUUCAUGCACCGGUCCGGUGGCUCCUCCAGCGCGUCAAGUGCUGGCACGGGAUCAUCGACCGGUGGAGGUCCUGGGAACCCGGCAGGAGGCGGCAGGAUGGCCGUCAUCGGUGUGACCAGGAACGUACGGCUGAGGCGUCGCGGUAACGCCGGCUUCGGCUUCUCGUUGCGGGGUGGACGGGAAUACGCAGCCGGGUUUUACGUCAGCGACGUCCAGCCGGGCGGCGAAGCGCAUCGGAACGGGCUGAGGGUAGGCGAUCAGAUCUUACGGGUGAACGGCUAUCCGGUGGAGGACGCUGUGCACCAGGAAGUCGCGCUGCUGGCGAAGAAUCAGCAAGUCUUGGUGCUCAAAAUUCGAAGCGUAGGGAUGAUACCCGUGAAGGACAACCCGAACGAUCCGGUUACCUGGCACAUGGUGCAGCAACAGCAACAGCAGCUGCAGUACAACGAAACUGGUUUAGGCGGCGUCCCGAGCGCAGAAGUCAGAAUUCGGAUUCUCGUCGGCGAGAAGGGUCGCCUGGGCUGCGGCGUUUGCCGAGGCAUCGUGCCUGGUCUUACUGUUCAGGGUACGAGGGAGGGCGGGCCGGCGCGGGCGGCCGGUCUGAAGGCCGGCGACGUAAUAAUCUGGUGCAACGGGCAACGACUCACCGAUCUGCCGUUCGAGAGGGCCAUCGAGGUGAUGCGCAGUUCGGCGAUCCUCGACCUCGUGGUGCAACGACCUACGCCCAAUCACCUUUACGACUGUCCCGAACCGCUGUGGACGCGCGGCUCCAGCGGUUACGACUCCGAGACGUCGAGCGUGGUGGCCGCGAGCCCGCCGCCCCAGCCGAACAAUCCGUCGUCCUCGCCGCAGCACCAGGACGGCAGGAUGCAGCAUCAGCGGUAUCCACGCGACGACGCCUGCAACAGGAACGGCAGAAUAUGCUGUCCCCUCGCGCUGUCUACCAGCAGCUGCAGCUCCUCCUCGGAAUGGGCGCACGUGGAGCAGGCGCCGGAAUGGACGCGAAAACCGAAUAACACGACCGUAAUUCGUGUUAAUCAGAGCUCGAACCAGAAUCACCGGCCUGUACCGGGCGGCCAGUAUCAUUUCAACCCGCGCGGCAAUUACGAGGAUGACAUCGACAACGAGCCGCUUUACGAUCCCGUGGCGCCUAGAAUCGACUACGAGGUGCACGAUUUCGACGCGAAUCCGCGGGACGAGGCUAAUCGGCGCUUGGCUUAUCGGCGAGAUAACGUGCGGCAGCAGGACGUGAUUUACGACGGGCCCGCGGACGACUUGCCCAUGUAUCACGGCUCCAAAGAGAACGGCCAGGCGGUCGGCAAUCGAUUGGCAGACCUGCAACUCAUGCAAAGACAGAGCGAGGCCGAAAGGAAGACGAUAACGACCGUGGAGGUGCAUCAGUCAGUUUGUCCACCUGCACCGCCUCCGCCGCUUCCUUACAAAUGGCCAGCAGACAUCGUUGCAGAGACGAAACCGAUGAACGCUAUGGGCAUGCAAAUGGGCAGCACCAUGUCGAUGGGCAGCACUGGCUCUACCGAGACCGAAUCGAGCCUCGAGUCGUCCUGCAGCAAGGACUCCGCGUCGACAUCGUCGUCGCUGUCGACGUCGUCCUGCGAGCCCGCGUCCACGGUUUCUUACGGAUCGGCCACCGGCGGUUCCAGCAGCGUCGCCAGCAAAACGGAGACUUCAACGGCCGCAUUCGCGACGGCGCGUAGCUGCGCCGCCAGGACCUCGCCGAUCGCCAGCACCGACCUGAGCACUGCCAUCACACAGGAGUUGCAGAGGCGAGCGCAACAGAGAAUGAACAAUGCCGCUAAAGCGGAAGCGCUAAAGGAAAAAACCCCGGACAAUCGCAAGCCUCAGAAUCCUGAAACUCUAAGGUCACAGGAGCAAAAAGUCACGCAUGAUAAGCUGAUGGAGGAGUUUAAACGUGCGCACCAAAAGAUGUUCAAUUCCGCUCAGCAAAAGGCACAGUCCGUGGACCAAGUUUCCGAGAAGGAGCAAGAGAAGAGGAUGCUCAACGGGACCUCGUCGACAACAACGAUGAUGACGACGACGACGUCGGCGACGACAUCGACCGGUGCCCCGAUACCGCCGCCGGCGCCUCCUCUUCCGCUUCCUUCUAAGAAUCGUGUAAACGACGAUCUGGUGGAGAUGCAGAGCAUCGAGUCCUUCAAAUUGAAGGAGACGCCCAGUACGGUGCCGAAGCCACCGCCGACCUACUUCCCGGUGUCGAAUCCGCCCGCGAACGGAAGCCCGCGUCACAGCGGCAUCGUAGGAGGAAGCAAGCCCGCCGCGAUGUCCAACGGCAAGGACGCCGCAACCAGUCCGGUCGCGGAGCUCGCCAAGACUUCGCCCUCGUCGGUCGCGCCGAUCAACGGCGUCCAGCCGGCGAAAUCGACCGUCGGCGGCAAGGUGGCCAUCAGGAUAGGCGCGUACGAGGGCGAGACCAAACAGCCGUCUCGAUUAGAAUUCUUGUCGCAACAGACGCGCGACAAGAACGGCACCGAGGACGCGUCCUCGAACGGCCCGGUCGUCUCCAGGCUGCAGAACGAGCUCGCGGCGACCCUGCAGAGGUCGAACCUCAGAAGAAAGACUGAAGGGGAAAACCAGUCGCCCGUGAAGACUAUUCCCGAAAACGCAGUAACGUCCAGCAACGAUACAACGAAUUCAGAGCCGAAUAAACAUUCUCAGGGCAGCGUAGAGAAACUCGCGUCCGCCCUCAACAACAAAGUCACCAUCAAAGUGAAUCCGGAGAAUGGUAGUCGAUAAGAGUGCAAUGUGCGUUUCGGUCGAAAAGACGUAGGAAAAACGGAUCCUCGUACCUUCGUAAAUUUUGUACAUUUUUGCACGUUCCGCCAACUGUUUCGACUUGAUUAUUGAAAAGUGAAGGAAGGCACGCUUCCACUAUUGGCGAGGUCCUCUCUUUUACACACACGUACGUGUUUUUUAUAUCUUAUUUAUUAUCGUAUUAUAUACACUUCGAGUAAGAAGCGAAGGAGCUAAUUCUUAUUAACCGAGACAAGGUAUUACGAGACCAGUAUUUACCACGUGGUCCCUGUCUUUAAAUGUAAUCUACUGCGCGAUCGCGGCUAUGUACGAACCUUAACAGAAGGAAAUUCGACGACACGUUGAAUUUCUAAAUAAAAACGACGAUACGUAACACUUGGUCUUCAAAGUGUCUUUCACAAUUUCCUAAAUUAACAUAACCAACACUUUCCGUGCCGCGCAGGCCCGCCGGUGCUAAAUUUUCUGUUCAGGUCUGAUAUUUUUCACCUGUUCUUUUAUAACUGAAUUGGCUACACUAGUUCAAAAAAUGUAUAUACACAUCGAAACGUAUAAAACGUACGUAGAAGAUUCUCACGCUUCAGUGUGGAUGAAUUUCUCGAAUUAAUGCAGCCAAUUCAGUUAUAAGGAACAAAAUAAUAGACUCUAAGAUCAAACAUAAUCAUGCAGUACCUUAAUCAUUAUUAUGGGAUACAUGUUAUUCGAUAAAUAAGAUUACAUUUGCGAUAGGACAAUAUCGGUGGCCCUCGGCGACGAGUCACGUAAAAUUAACCUAUGAAAUCCAUGUCUUAAUCUAUGAAAUCCAUGAGGAUCAAAAACUUUCGGAGAUUGUAAUCGAGGACGGACGAUGAUUGAUCAAUUCGUUUCUAUUGUCGAUGGUUUGUAAUUUGAUCUUAUCAAAUUCCGAGUCGAAGGUUAGAUUUCACAUUCUUCGGAUAUAAGAUUAUGUAUCCUACCUUGCUGCGACAAAUAGUUGCUUACAGCCGUUUUCUGUACGUUGAGGCUAGAAGAAGCAGGCUUGUACAAGAAUUAUUUCACAUCCGAUUAUCUCGUAACAGAGUCGACCAUCGUCGGUUAACGCGCGAAUAUAAAUUAACGCCGCGUUUUCGACUGACUUGAACUUUCCGCAUGACGCCAUUGAGCGAUCGAUUAUUGUGUCGAUUAGGAGCCGACUUCAGGACGGAUCACACGCUGAAUGUAGCAGCGGGUGACGUUCAAUUCUACAAUCACAGCGCUAUCUCACCUCGUUUGAAGCUCUAAAUCUUAUCGAAAUUACUAACACCAAUAAAAAUAAUAAUGAAGAGAUUAUGAAAAAAGAA
Dinoponera quadriceps is the source of this 4391-nucleotide messenger RNA. RefSeq lists its product as uncharacterized. Gene Ontology annotation, biological process: rhabdomere development. Gene Ontology annotation, cellular component: cilium; stereocilium tip; plasma membrane. Gene Ontology annotation, molecular function: protein binding. The record is from RefSeq and is a predicted model, not a curated record. Bases 259 to 3057 code for a protein of 932 amino acids. The transcript has 14 exons. Lineage: Eukaryota; Metazoa; Arthropoda; Insecta; Hymenoptera; Formicidae.